Molecule: messenger RNA, 1129 nt
Organism: Paramecium pentaurelia
Lineage: Eukaryota; Ciliophora; Oligohymenophorea; Peniculida; Parameciidae
Source: the annotation of a GenBank genome assembly
AUGGGAAAUGUUUGCUGUUUAAAUUAAGAUGUUAGGAGAUUGAAUAUUCAACCAAUGAUUCCAUUGAUCCCAACUGAUGAAGCCUCUUUAGAUGAAACUAAAAUUGUUAAAUUACAAUCAAGUAUUAGACGUAAUAAAUGAUUUCAUUACAAGGUUACCUUGCCAAAACAAAAUAAAAAUAAUAAUCAGAGGCUUCAGCAACUACAGCAGUUUAAGUUUAAUCUAAAGUGACUGAAUAAAUAGUUUCGAUAAUUGAAAUGAUUCCAAUAGAUGCAUAAAAAGUAGAGUGGCCUUAAAAUUUGCUUUAAGCUGUCCAAAACAAAUUAAAGGAAUUGCCACCUUUAGUGUAAUUGACACAUUAAUGUUAUCUAUUGAAUGAUGGUUGCUACUAUUAAGGACCUUUUGUCGAUUAUAAAAAAGAAGGAUUUGGAUAAUAAAUCGAUUAAGAUGGUUCUUUAUAUGAAGGAACAUUCAAAUAGAACGUAAAAAAAGGAAAAGGAAGACAAAUAAGUUGUGAUGGAAGUGUGUAAUUCAUAUAAUAUUAUCUAGAUAUGAAGGAAAUUUUGAUGAUAAUGAAUAUGAUGGUUAUGGUGAAUUUUAAGAUUCUUAUGGGUUUGUAUAUAAGGGAGAAUGGAAGUAAUCGUUAUUCCAUGGAGAAGGUCAUGAGAUAAAUGAUUAAUUCUAAUACAAAGGAGCAUAUAAAUAGGGAUACAGGACUGGAUACGGAGAAAUUAUAUAUGUAGAUGGAAAUAAGUAUAUGGGAGAAUUCCAGAAAAACAGGUUUGAAGGUCUUGGUAUUUUCAUCUAUGCAGAUGGAAGGAAAGUAAUGAAUAUUGAGCUAAUUUUUUAGUAUGAAGGCAGUUGGAUGAAUAACCAGAUGCAUGGCAAAGGCACUUUUACUUGGCCUAAUGGACGUAAAUACACUGGAAAUGUAUUUUAAUCUAUUUAAUAGUUUAGUAUCAUUUAGAUUUGAAGGAAGGAUUUGGUGAAUUCUUAUUUGAAAAUGGAAGUAGUUAUAGGGGAAUGUGGAAACAAGGAAAAUAGCAUGGACAUGGAGUGAUGAUUUCAGAAUUAGGAGAUUAAAGAGAAGGAGAAUGGGUUGAAGGAAGAAGAAUAAAAUGGAGAUGAC